Messenger RNA from Bursaphelenchus xylophilus (pine wood nematode), 8926 nucleotides. Lineage: Eukaryota; Metazoa; Nematoda; Chromadorea; Rhabditida; Aphelenchoididae. The record is from the annotation of a GenBank genome assembly.
AUGAGUAUUUCCUGGGAGAAACCGAAAUCUUUAUCCCAUGCCUUUCUACUUUGCUGGUUUGCUGCAUUCGUAGUGUUUGUAAACAGCGCGGAAAAUCAUGAGAAUCCGUUGAAUCGGCAGAAAUCAAAGAGCCCCGGGAAAUGCGGCGUCUUCGAUGCAUUCAAGGUUGUGCCGGCGAACAGUACUGUAAGUUUUUUUAAAAUAUUUUUGGUGUAUUUUGAAAAUGAAGGUAAAAUACGCUUUUUAUAGUCCUUGAGCUAUAAUUCUAAUGUGCAAUUUAAAAUCAAAAAAAUCCAAAUUUUUUGCUUCUAAAGAAUCGUCAAUUUCUGCAUAACGCGGUUAGAAAUUUCCGUAAGAAUCGCAAAAAAAAAUAAAAAAAAUAGUCCAGCUUUUUGGUAAAAUACGUAAUCUUUAAGAUCUCUUUUAUAUAAAUAUUUUUUUCAGAACUUUGUCGGAGGCUCCUUUGCCUUGCACGAAGCUGACUGCUCCACCCUGAUCCCGGACUCCGUCCAAGAUAUUGUCGCGUUUCAAUGGGUUUUCGCGCACUGGAAUCGGAUGCAACAGAGUGCUGGGUCGAAAAUUGGUAAGCUCAAAUUUUAAGGUUGCCUGGGAAAUUUUUACAAAUUCGACCCAAAAGUUUUAAUGACAUUAAAAAAUUUGUUUUUUUGAACGAUCUUACUCAAGGUAUGUCAAACGGAAUAGGAUAAAACCGAGUUCAAAUUUACAGUAGCGGACCAGAUCCAGUGGCAAAAACGUACCAUUUUGCAUCGGGGAAGUAUCAAAAAUGUGGCAAAAUACAUGUACAAUACCUCCCUCUCCAAGUGAAAAAACUCCGAGUUCAAAAGCGCGCUCUUCAAAACUGAGUUUUUUAGUUGGAGAGGGAGGCAUUUUGCUGCAUUUUUUAAUACUUCCCGGAUGCAAAAUGGUACUUUUUUUGCCACUGGUCCAGGUCCGUCACUGUAGAACAAAAAUUUUUAAGGCGUUUGCGAGAUGGCUAAUUCGCUUUUUGUAAAAACAACGGAGGUUUUUAGUCUUGAAAAUGGGGAAAAUUCGGAAAUUUUUGGUGGGUCACGGUAUGAAAAACGUAUGCCUUAUUUCUACCAUACAGAGAAGAAUUUCUACAAGGAUAUUCUUGGUAUUCUCAGUCGCUGACCAUGUUAUCUCUUAGACAGAUUUAAUUUGUAAAAUACGUGGUCUAUAAUUGUGUUUUUUAAAGCAUGUAUCCGGCAUAAUAAGCAAAAUAGUCUGGUUUCUAAAUCCUUCUCUUUCAGGUCUCUAUGUCGGUGACAGUUGUCGUCGAACGAAAGAAUCGCUCCUUCAGACCCUGCGCUUCCUCGACUCGGUCGAUUAUUAUGAUCCGGACGAGUGUGUGAAGACAAAGAAUCCCGGGAAAAUGUUGGGAGUGGUGCUGCCCAAGGAACGGGAAUUGGCUGUGAGCACUAGCCGUGUGCUCGAGUCAUCCAAAUUACUGGCCGGAGCGUUUUCGGUGGAGUCGGCUGAAGCUGUGAAAGGAAGUGAAAUCGCGACAAUUGUGACGUCACCAAUGCUCGAGGACUAUGUUAUGGUGGGUUUGUGAGGAGAGCGAGAUUUUCUUGAAACGCUGUGGAAAUUUUUGAAAGAAAAUAGUUCAAAUUCCUCUCAAGUUUUUAAGAAAAAACUAAAAAUCAAAUUGAAAGUAGUGAAUUUGAAUAGCAAGAGUGGCUUUUCAAAUUUGGCCCUAGUAAUCUGUAUAGACCAUAUUUCAGUUCCUGAAAAUUUUAGCUCGCGGUUUCUAUGGAGGGCUGAGAUAUUCAACAAUCUUUGCUGACAAAAUAUCAUGGGAAAUGAGGAGGCCGGUCAGAGAAAAAACUUUUUUGAUUGAUAUCAUUGUGAAUUUCCUGCAGAAAGAUUUGGUUUUUUGUUACAAAAAUUUACUGUGUCCUUGUAAUAGGUCACUAAUUUUUCGUCGCAAAAAACUGUCUUCGGUGAGAGAUUGGGAAAAUUGAGGAGAGUAGGUGAGAAAGAAAGGUUCGUUUAGGGAUAUCUUUGUUACCUCUUUGUGGAAAGCGAUAUUUUUUGAUACAUAUAUUGCUUACGGCAUCUCAGACUGAAUGCAAAAUUUUGGUUUUCAAAAACUCACAUAAAAACUCAAUUCUUUGCAGUUUUUUUACCAAAAAAAUUCCAUUAUCUUAUUGAUUUCUUGGUUUUUGAUGUCUUAAAAAAUGUUGAUCUUUAUAUACGCUAAGCUUCUGUAAACAUCACCGCUUUUUUCCAGGCCCUCACCGAGCUCAUGGACCAGCUGGAAUCGGAUCUUUUGGUCUUUGUCACCUGCCAAGUUCAAGAUGACCGGGUCAAGGAAAUCAGCCGACUUCUGGCGCAAAAUCAAAUCCACAUCAGCGAAAUCAUCCACACAGAGCAUUUGUUCUUCAACGAGGUUAUGAACGCGACCGACGCCAAGAUUAUGCUGUACUUGCCUUGUCAGAAGAUGGACUCUCCAAAAUUGCAAUAUUUGAAUGCCAAGCCGAAAACAAUUAUCACGCUGGCGUUGGACGACCACAGCAGAACAUUCCCGUUCGUUGUGAAGGAUGCUAAGGUGAGAUUUUGAAAAUUUUAAAUCUUAUUUUUUACAUUUAAGUCAUCAUCUUAUAUACCGUAUUCAGGAGAUCAUAAUUCGUCAAGCCCGAACCGAGAUCCCUCAUUUCCGCGAUUACUUUCUGCGUCUUCUCGUCAACAACCACGAAUCCUAUGCUCUGGCUGCUUCCUACAUCCACCAGCUUCUCAACUGCUCGGCAGAAAAGAAGGAUUGCCCUGAGGUCACGACCGAGAUCUUGGGCACGAGAUUUGAUCAAGGCCCACAAGUGGAUGCUGUCGUUAGAUUGGCGUAUGCCUUCUCGGUGGCUGGAAGAUUCAUUGAGAGCGAUGAGAAAUUGAAAGCAAAAUGGUAAACAUUUAAUUUUAUACAAGGUAGUAGCCUUGGUCGUAUUUUACAAACAAAAAUGAUUUUUUGAAGUCUUUAGUGUUAUGCUCCACCUUGGUCAUGAGUAAUAUAAAAAAGCAGUAAUAGUUAGGAAAAAAACUCCUAAACAAGAUGCAUUAUACCCACAACGUAUUUUAAAAUUUUCUAAACGUUUCCUAAACUUUUGCGACAUUUUCGAUCGCUUGCAACAGAAUGCCAAAAAAAAUUAAAAAUGGCGGGAAGUUUAAAUUUUCAAAAAAAAAUUUUUUUGUUGAUAAAAGAGUGCAGUUUUGUACAAAUAUGCGUAUUUUUUAUGCGACGAUAUCGUAUUUUACCCUUUAAAAACCCUUGCAACAGAAUGCCAAGAUUCGAAAAAAUCGCGUUAUCUGAAAGUUUGAAAUUUAAUCUUGAGCUUAAGCUGCUAUAAUUCAUCUCUUAUGGCGUAUUUUAGAUAUUUUUCGACCUUUGAGCUAUGCAAUUUCAAGGACUGUUUAUAAUUUUUACCUCAGUUUAUGCUGCACGGGACACUCCAAUUUAAAAUCCUUAUAUUUCAGUGCCGAAAACACAGAGGCCUGUUCCUUCGGAGUUUUGGAGCGCCUAACAUCCGUGAGGUUCGUCAAGGAGGAACGAGGACCAUUGGAAUUGGCUGGCGAAGAAAUGGGAUUUUUUGUGAAAAACGGGCAUAUUGUUCAAAGCAUUGGGCUGAAGUUGGUCGUGCAAGUUGAAGGUGGAGAAGAUGUAAGUCCAAAAAUGAUUUUUUUGUUUUAAUAUUGCUUUUUGGAGUCUUUUGGAGGUUGGAUCACUUUUGAUACUUUUUGAGGUUUUUUGAUACCUUCUGAGGUUUUUUGGUACUUUUUCAUUUUUUGUCAUUUUAUGCAUUUUUAUGCGUUUUUAUCGGCAAUUGAGGGAGAUUAAAGAUAACGCACUAUUAGAUGCCGUAUUUUACCAUUAAUUUCAGCUGUUCACCUUCCAAAUCGGCGCUCAGCCCAAGGUGAAUCAACACAACACAGUUGCCUCCCUUCGUCUCCCCCGCUCCGUCUGUCUCCCUCAAUUCCCGUACUGCGGCCAAUGCGGACGCCCGGUUGAAAUGGAUCCCCGAACAACCUUCAUCAAUGGCCAGAAAGUGCUUCCAUUUUAUUUGAGCGGAGUCUUCAAUUUGCAUGGAGAGAACUGCGAGGAGAUACGACAGGAUUCGGUGGUCUUGGCGUUGGCUUACACGUAUACCUUGAACACCAUGGACGUCAAAUAUCCGGCGUUGGCGUUGAAGCCGAUGAGAGAUUUUGGGGCGUUGGUGGUGGAUAGUUGCUCGGAUGCGUACAAGUAGGUUUGGGGGUAAAAUACGUAUAAUAUCAUUUUAUUUUACAUUUUGGUUUGUUCUCUUGCAUAAAUUAGUAAUUUGAGAUAGUCCGAGAAAAAUAAAGUGAAAAAUUUUACUAUCGAAAACAUUUUCUGUGUUUUUUUCGGAUUUUUUCACAGUAAAAAUUUUCCUAUUAUGACUUUUCGGAUACCUUUGAAUUUUUACAUAAUUUCUUGGAGUAGACUACACACCAUUCCCUGAGAAUUUUAGCUCACACUUUGCAGAGGCAGAUGGGAUAUUAAGCAAUCUUUUUGAGAGAGUACGGAAAGGGAGGAGAGUCGGUGAGAGAGAAAAAAGUUUUUCUUCGCGGGAUCUAAUUGCAUUCUACAAUGGCGGACCUGAUCCAUUGGCAAAAAACGUACCAUUUUGGAUUAGGAAAGUAUCAAAAAUGCAGCAAAACGGAGUUUUUUUUUAUUGUGGUGGGAGGUAUUUUGCCACAUUUUUGAUACCUCCCGGGUGCAAAAUUAUACGUUUUUUGCCAAUGGAUCAGGUGCCUCACUGGACGCAAGAAAAAUAAAUUUUUUGGGCUAAAAAUCUGAAUUCUUUCUCCUAAAAUUGUAGGUCAACAAUCCAAGUAUAUAUACGCCUUAUAAAGCAUUAAAUUCCUCUCCCUCAAUUCUCAAAGUUUCCCUUCCAGAGUUCGCGGUUUCACCGUCGAUUCCGAGACUCAAUGUCAACGCUUGGCCGUCAACGACUACAAUGUGACCAUUCCAACGGGUACAAUUUUGGGUCAAAUUUCGGCGCUGGGCGACGAAAUCGCGCAAUCCGAGCACAACGCGCUGCUUCGAGGGCUGCGAAUCCCGGCGAUCAGCAUGAGCUCGGAGAAGCAGGAGAGCGACGGGAUUUUGAAUCUUCUUCCCUCGCUGACCCUGCAGGCCCGAGCUGUGGCCGAGUUUCUGCGCGCUCAACAUUGGGAAUACAUCUCUGUUGUUGUCAGCAGCGGCCAUGCAAAGCAGCGAAAAACGUUCGAGAAAUUUGCCGCGAUUGCUGAGGAAUUUGGUCUGUGCAUUGGAAGUGUUACAUACAUUGCGGCACACAAUCGGACAGCCUCGAAUUUAAGGGGAAAUACGAAUGUCACCGUGUUCUUUACGACGGCUCUAGAUGCGGCGGAGUAUGUGUCAGCGAGGCUGAGGUUCAGCUACGACGUGAAUAACGUGGAUAUCAUGGUGGGAGAGGCGGGAGACUUCUACUUGGCCGAUCCGGUUAGUGCUGUUCAGUAUACUGGGACAGUAGCGAUCAGACCAAAGGACAUCCUGCCAAAGGACUUUGUGGAGUAUUUGAAGCAGGUAAGAAGAAAAACUAACUGCAAUUUUUGCAUGAGUUUUGUCAUAAAAUACGAAUUGCUUGAGAGACUCAGAGUGUCUUUAAAUUUUGCAUAGGUAUUGUUUAGAGGCUAUAGAUUCAAAUCCAGAAAAUUUUAGCGCCUGAAAUUUAGGUUGCCCUUUGUAAGGACAGCCAAAAUAUUCAAUCAAGUUUUUACACCGAGAGAGUACUCGAAAUGCGGAGAGCAAAAACACUCCUAUAGAAAACGACUUUUGCCAAGUUCAGGGAAAAAAAUAAUUUUUUCCGGCCUUUGUAAGCCGUUAAAAUCCUUAAAAUUUGGAUAAUCUCAGAGAGCGACAUGUGUUUUAUCGCUUUGAUAUUUUUCCGCACUUUAUUACGCCAUGUCUGAUUGUGAGGCAUCUCUAGCUGUAAAAAAAUCAUUGCAAAAAAAUUGUUUUUUGACACCGGAUUUUGCUCACAAAAAACUUUGGAACGAUGUGCGGAAGUAUCGCUCCCUGUUGUUGAAAUGGAGCUGGACUGUUGAUGUUGUUCAUGCUACAGUUUGAAAAAAGUAUCGAUUUUAUGCCAAUUUUUUACCGCCCUAAAAGUCUCGGUGCGCCAAGGCACAAUCUAGAAAUCUCCCAUAUGUUAUUAUACUUACAAAAGAAGUUAAUCCAAAUCUAUGUAAAAUUGCAUCAAAAUCUAAACUUUGAGCACUGUCUUUACUUCUAGAACCUCCCGUUUAUUACACAUAUAAUAAGAUAUAAUACACAGAUUUCUUUCCGGAGCCUCAACUAAAUCUUUCAGGUGACCCCUCUCCACCUAGCCGAGCCCUGGUUCUGGGACUACGUCGAGAAACGUUGGCAUUGCGCGUUGAACCUGAAUAACCGCGAUCAAUACGAAGGAAGGAUGUGCACUGGGGAUGAGCUCACAAACAUUGUCGAAUUGGGUCGGAUGAUCGAAGCCGGUUAUCUGAUUCGAGGCCUGGAGAGGUUUGUGUUGGCGUUGAAUGAGGCUUUCCGCAGGGUUUGCGGGAACAGUGCGACAGAAUACUGUCCGGAAUUCAUGGAGAAGUCGAGGGAAAUGGUGAGGAAAUUGUUGGAUACGGAGAAGCCAAUGGCUGAGUUUGAAGUCGACGAAUUCAUGCCGUUGGAUCAUCAUGGUAAGGGCUGAAAAAUAUACUUUUAGUUUGUGCAUUAGCUAGUUUGAACAACGAGUUUUUUGAAGGUGAAAAAAAUUGUUUUAAAGUCAUCUUUUUUUGAAAAUUUUUUUAGUUUUUUACUGAUCUAGGAAGCCUUGAAGCUCUAGCCUUUUUAAAACCUUUCUUAAAUCAUUUUCCAGGCAAUCUCGGCUACCGUCGUAUCGGCAAUUACACCGCCGACCUCAUCUACAAGCCCAUCAACGACUACAAACUUUACAUCUCCGGCAUCCUCCGCUCCGACACCAUCUACACCUCGCUUUGCACUGCUCCUUCAUGCUCUUGCAAACGCAUGGUGGCAGCUAGUCGCCUAGGGCCUCUGGAAAGAGUGAGCGGCUCCAUCAAGUGGUUCCAUGCGAAUAAUGUCAACUUCUUCGCGAACUGGGACAACUCCACCUUGAACUACAUUUUCCUCGUGAUUACGGUAAUCCUGAUGGUGAUCACGGUGCUGAUCCUGUUGCUGAUCGUCUACAAGGUCUAUUCGAGGGUGAUCAAGGGAAAUCAGUCGCUGGGAAUGUGCUCGCUGACCGGAAUUAUCAUCUUGAACUUGACGGCCUUGUUGUACAUUAUCGACAGCAAAAAUUCGGUGAGAAAAACAUAUCUGGAUUGAGGUUUUUAAACUUCAUAGGGCUGUUCAAGGUCUAUGUUCAUUUAAUUUGCGCUUUUCAGCUUCUGGAGCUCCGAAUUCUCCUCAAUUCCUUGGCUCAUGUCGUUUGUUUUGGCGUCAUCUUGACGAAAGCGAUUUGCUUGAGGAACGCCGAAGACUUGUGCGGAAAGCAUCGGCAACAAAUUGGGAUUUGGAACUACUGGGUGACACUGUUGUUCAUCAUUGGAGUUCAAUUGGCCGUCUAUGCGAAGUAUGAGAUUUUAAAAAUAAAAUUAAAAUUUUUGGUAUUUUACCCACCCCUCGACCGCAAAAAUUGUUGAGUUCUCCAUUUCAACUUGCAAAUUAUUACCUGAAAUUUUCAGUAAAUCAUCGCUAGUCUAUGUAGAUUUUAUGAACAAAAUUUGAAGCCAAAAGAAGCCCCACAAAUCCAGAAUCAACCAAAAUUUCAAAAUUCCCAUCAGAUCUCUAAAACAAUAUAAUUUCUCCCAUUUUUUGCAGGAAUAUCGAGUUGCCCAAUCACAACGAUCUUUACAACUCCAUCUACAUCCUCUUCCUCGCCAUUUUCGCGCUCUUCAUCAACAUUCGAAACCGCAAAAUCCGCCGCAACUACAAGGAAUCCAAAUGGUUAUUCAUUGCGAAUCUGGUGGCGCUAACUCUUUUCGUCUCGUGGAUUGUCGCGCGUCAUGUUAUUCCAACCAAUCUGCAUCGUGAAUUGGACAUUGUGGAGCUGAACUCGAUGGCUUUGAUCUUAUUGGGCCUUAUGUUUGGGACCAAGGUGUACAUUCUUUUGUUUUAUGAGCCCUUGGUGGUGGAGAGGUGUGUAACGCCAAUGAAGCCCGAUUUUUAUGAUGGGGAUUUGUUUGAAAAAGGUAGGUGGCUAAUCCCCUGGUAUUUUGAUGAAGCCUGGAGUAAAUUAAGAAUGUUUUUUUUUAAGACUAUUAGCUCGCGCUUUGCAGAAACAGCCGAUAUUUUUAGGCCAAAAGUUGGAAAAAUUUUUUAAUUUUUUUGUUCAAAUUUCGGCAUGAAAAUUUUGAUGACUAUUCGUACGGUAUAAAGUAAUGUCUCCCAAAAAAAUCAAUGUUUUCCAUACGAGACUGGCAAAGAUAUGGCAAAAUUGUUUUUUCUCUGACCGCUCUCCGCAUUUUGUAUACUCUCUCGGCAAUAUUUGAAUAUCUAUAUCUCUGCUGCCCUUGCAAAACGCAAUCUAAAGAUUUUAGCAAUUGAUAUUUAUAAUUUUUACUAAGCUUUCACAUCUUCAGACAUGUCCUUGGCCGCAUCUCUUCACUCCAUUCCCAACCAACUGCACAGUCAGGCGGAUACCGUGACCAUUCAGCCGGGAACAUCGCAGGAUGAUGAGGUAAGAUUUGCCUAGAAUUUUUCACUGACCAAUUAAAUUGUGGCCAAAUUUUGUCACCAUCUCCUAAAACUUUAUAAAAAUGAAAAAAACGUUUCUUUUUUCAGUUCCCAGUCCUGAAGACCGUGAUGCGCAAGAAGGAGUUUGGCCAUGGCCGCUCCAGCCGCUCCUCCAUGGACCGAUUUAGCAACGCCAGCACCUCCAGUAACUAG